AUUAUGAAUUUGAGAGAGGGAGACUAUAUGCGUGUAAAUUUCGUUAUGAUUUCACGCGAAAUUUUCGUUUGAUUGCCUCUAAACAAGUUUUGUGACCAAGAUAAACUCAUGCCGAAAUACGGCACCAAGACAUACAGCCGUAAUCGCGCCAAAGAAUCAAAACUUUCCAAGGAAUUUGAUGAGAUUCAACAGAGUGAGAAUUCGGAUGCGAACGUUACAUUAGGGCAGAACACGUUCUCAAGAAGAACGUCCAGGAAGUCUCCGUGGGCUAGAACAAGUAGAAUAAUCGAAAGCAAUGCUGGUCUGAUAAAGGCAGGAAAUAUCGAUUCAUCAAAGACAAGCAAACGGCGAAGAUUAGGCACGAUCGAUGAGAAAGACCCGUAUGCUUUCGACGAAGAUGACGUGACGAUUUCACACUCACAGAAGAGUGCUUUGCAAAGUAACGCUAUCGUACCAGAGAAACAAGCGAUCGCGCCAGAAGUUACUGAUAAAAGUACUGAUGAUGAAGCUUAUAGCAGCUCUCAAGAAUUUAGUGAAAAUUCAUGCCAAGGAGGCGAGAAGAGGGGCACUUAUACUUACAGAAAGAAGCUCAGUUCGUCACCUUUUAAGAGUUUUCUGAAGAAUAAUGACAAGUCUCUAUCACCAAAGAAAGACAAAUUAAGAAGACUCUCAGCCUUGCCCACAAGUGCUGAUUUUAGUGAAGAGUCACAGGAUGAAGUACCCUCAGAUGCCCCAAGUCUUGCUCCAGCUGUGUGUCUACCACAGAAAAAAGAUACUGAUUCUCCAAGUGCAAUCAGAGUUAAAAGAACUGAUAAACCACUUUUCACAGUAGUGAGGAAUGUCAAACAAGUCCAUGAAUGUCUAGAGUCAGGAGAAGACCAGCAGUUUUUUGAUGAUGUAGAGUACCUUCUGGAUGGUCUCAAUGAGACUCGUUCAAUUUCCACCCGCUGUGUCAGUGCUCUGGAUUUUGCAUCACACUGUGCUCAACCCUCUUUCAGAGUGAACCUUCGGGCCCAUGGCAUGGGACCUAAAAUAUUUUCAGCUCUUCAAGAUGCACCUUCAGAUAAGUGCUUGGCGCUUUGUACAUCAGCGAUUACCUUGAUGUUAUCUCAGGAUCGUCAAAAUGCUGACUUGGACAGAUCCGUUCUUGAACUAAUGAUGAAACUCCUAGCUGUGGACAGUAAGAACAAGCAAUCAAAAUCACUGAAGGAUUACAAUAAAUAUGUCUCCAAAGUGCGGACUUUACUUGAAAAGCAAAGUGCCUCUGAGGAACUACUUGAAAUGGGAGAUGAUGACAUAAAUCCUGCCUCACUUGUGUGUGAAUCUAUGCUCUCCCUGGCAUCCCAGAGAAUUGGGGAAUGGUUUAAAGAAGAAAUAAGAGUCCUGCAGGGACUGGAUCAUAUAAUGAACACAGCAAUUCAAAUUAUUGAUGAGCUUUUAACAAGACAUGUGGAUGGCAAAUUACAUGAGGGAGUGUCAAUAGCAAAGCUUAAAAAGCUAACAAGAUGCAUGAGGCUUCUGGAGAAUGUUACAAUCCAGAAUUUGAAUAAUCAAAAGUAUAUGAUUCAGUAUGAAAAAGGGUCAUUUGUGACAAGCCUUGUCAGAUUGUUACAAAUGUGCCUUAACACACUCAACAAUGGUGUCUCAUCAAAGAAAGCCAAGAAAAAACCUGAUGAAGUGUUUCAAGACUGCUUCUUUGGCAUUCUCAAAGUUUUUCUCAAUCUUACCCACAACUUUGAGAGAGGAUGUUCCUGCAUUGGGCAACAGGAAGGCUUCUUAUCAUCUCUUCUUCUGACUGUUUUACAGCUGCCCCAGUUUGUUUCAGAGAGCAAGAGAUUUGAUCUUCUUGUACUGAGUUUGGAAUUAUUAAUAAACCUGGUGGAGGACAGUAAGCAGAACAUUGCCUCCCUGGUACAGCUGCGUACCUCCUCCCCCUGCCAUGAAAGUCAAGAUGACAGCCAAGACGUGACAAAUCAGGGGGGGAAACUAAGCUCAACUGAAGCUCUUGUGCAGCUCUUUCUUAUAAGAGAGGAAGCUGCCAGGAAUACAGAUGACAUGACAUCAGGUUUAUCAACUGAAGAGGAAAGUAGUCAGGAGUCAUUUAAACCCACAAAGGAUGGCAAGGGAUGGACUUUUGGUGAAGAUAUUGACGUUUCUGUUGAUGAAGGAGAUAAGAAAUCUAAUGAUGCACAAGAAGAGGAAGAGGAAAUUGUACCCCUGGAGGUGCAGCUUGGGAAAGCAUUGCAAAAAGCUGGAAAACACAUGGAAGAUAGUGUUGUGGCUGCAUAUGUUGCCCUUCUACUUGGAUGUAUAGUACAGGAAAAUGAGGCAAACCAGUCUUUUGUAAGGAGUCUUUUACCUGAUGGUGAUUUUUCUCUUCUUAUUAAUGUCUUGAGAAAAUUCCUCCGCUUCAUUAAGCUCACGAGUGGCACAAGUGGCCAUGGAAUUGAAAAAAUUGUUAAAGUAUUGGAAAGUUGCAAGUGAACCAAACAAGCCAAGUUGUUUCGGGAAACAGUAAUGAUUUACCACAGUAAUCUACUGUUUGUAAAGUGAUGUACAUUUUUUUAUUUCUACAUAAUUAUCACCAGAUGAAAAUUAAAUUCAUAUCCAGCACAGCACUUAAUGAGACAAAUUAUCUACAAUCUGGAUCACUGUAUAUAAAUAAGUUAAUUUGUUCCUUUUUGUGCUCACUUGAGACACAUGGGUUGAUGAUGUAAAUUGUGCAUGUCUCACUUGAUUGCAAAGGAUGGCUGUGGAUAGGCUCUCAUAAGAUUAGCAUGUGCACUGUAGAUCAGCUUGCAUUCUAUACCAGUUCUUCCAUAUAUUUCAAUAAAGUUUGCAUUGUCUCAACAUUUCUCUGUCCCUUGGCAAGCAUGUGUGGUAUAGCCAACCAUAUUUUCAGAGUCCAUCUUGUGUUAUUUUUAAUAUUUUCUCUAUUAUGGGUCUCUGCAAGAAAACACUAAUGGUAGUGCUAAUGCUAUGGAGGAAGAAAAAAUGGCAGGAUCUGUGGCUCUGACCAAUCCUUGCCUACCAUUGUGUUGGUACCCUUUAACUUAACUUGUUUCUUCGUUUUUGUUUCGGUCACUGCAUUCCUGGAACAGGCUAGAAUUGGAACAACUUUGGAAAACAGGCCCACUAGGGUCCACCUUGUAAAAGAGAGUUUCGAAGCUAACAACAG
Messenger RNA from Pocillopora verrucosa, 3178 nucleotides. Its product is annotated as wings apart-like protein homolog. NCBI's taxonomy places the organism in Eukaryota, Metazoa, Cnidaria, Anthozoa, Scleractinia, Pocilloporidae. The record is from RefSeq and is a predicted model, not a curated record.